GAGGAAAGACGUUCGUCAGGCGGAUCAUUCAUCCGUUCACUUCGACCAGUGGUGGACGCUAUCGUUCUGGUUAAGUGCAUCCUUCGAGGAGCUCGAGCUCUUGACGAAGAAUUACUGGUUUUUUUCCUGCAUCGAUGUUUUUCACCGAGGUGGCAGUCGUCGUGUGAUGACCUGGAGGUAAACUCGAUGGAGAACAUGGCUCGUUACGGCAGCGAGAGAUCCCUGAAUUCCCUGCAACCGAUGCAUCCAGGUCACUCAACUUACGCUGCCGCCCCGACGUCUCCAACGACGCCGACAACAACAACGUGCUCUAUCACCCUGACCAAGGUCACUACCAGUUCUAUCCACGUGCCAACUGACGGGUCACCUGACAGUCCUAUAGCUGCCACCUCGCCGCCGUCGUCGCUGGACUCCCGUAUACCGAGGCCAUCGCCGUCGGCUCUGCGUCGGGCCGCGAGUCUGCGCUUGCGCGGCGAACGGAAACUACCACCACAUCAUCCGCGAGCCACCACCACCGCAGCCCUGAUCGGCCAUCAACACCAUCACCGUCGUCAGAACCACCUCCUGCAGUCGUCGCAGCAGCAUCAGCAUCCGGAUCAUCGUAUCUUUCCGGUCAUCACGGAGAAUGGAACCGACUCGCCGCGACAACGAUCCCUCAGUCUCUCACUGACACCGGUGAGGCCGCGGCCAGGUCACGCGGCCUCUGGAGGAUCGACGACAGGAAUUGCCAACGACGACAGCGAUGUUGAGAGCGUGAAGAGUUAUAGUAGCGCUUGCAGCACGGCGAGCGCCUGCGAGCACGCUUCCUUCGCGUUGAACGGCACCACCUGGUCCGGUCGAUCGCGAAAAUAUGUCGUGCACUGCUCGAAUCACGUCGGCGACAACGAACAGUAUCUCACGCCUACUCAGAGAGCGGCCAGACAAGUGAGGAGGUUUCAGGCUCUGUUGAAAGAGGCGCGUAAGGAGAUCGAGGAGAAGGACCGAGAGCUGUUGCGUUUGACGAAGGAGGUGGUGGAAUUGAGACUGUACAAGGCGUCUCUGAACAGUCCGGAUGAACGAACGGACAGCAGCGACGCCCUCACCGUGCGUGAGAACAAUCCCUUCUCGCCAGAAUCACCGAGCAAGGAUCUUCCGGAUGAGAGCGUCGCGGAAAAAGCCGUCACCAGCCCGGAAACGCCGGAGAAGCGUUUACACACGGAUCUUGCCCCAUCGUUGGCCGAUUCCGGACACUUUGAAGAUGGUUCCGUCCAUUCGAAAGACUCUGUAUGCUUGCCUGAGCCGCAGCCGGAGAUCAGACCGACUAAUGUAGUACAAUCUAGUGAUAUUGUUCCCGAUACGAUUUCUAUAACGCCGACGAGCAUCGAGCGAGACGAGGAGAGACGUCGAUUGGUUAGUCAUUACGAGAAUAGAAUCGAAGAUAUGCAUAGGCGGCACGUUGACGAGCUGCAGGAUGUCAAGCAGAAGCACAAUGACAAGGUAAAGGUGGAAAGUUUGCUGAAUCAAUUGUCUGAUGUGAACACACGUUAUUGCGAAAUGCGACCAGCCUUGGAUAUCGCGGAGGCUCAUGCGCGUGAAUUAGAAGCGGAAUUGGAGGCUGUGAAAACUGAGCUUAGUGAACAGAAAGAGCUCUUGAACGAGCAGGAGGAAAGAAAUAAGCAAAUGUACCUGAAAAUGUAUGCCAAAGGUCAAGAAGCCGCGCGCAUUGAACAAGCUGAUCAGAUAUUCGUGCAAGCGCAUCAAUCACCGCCUAAAGUCACCGUCGCGGAACUUCUUCAACAGCUAACCGUCACGCAAGCUGAAUUAGAAAAUAUUAAGGACACAAGCUACUCGCCUGAACCUCACAUUUCAGCCGAACAUUGCCAAAGUUUAUUAAGCGCUCAGGAGGCUGUUUCUCUUUGGGUCCUUGGCACACGUAAGGCAAUGUAUCGGCGUAUUGUAGAGGCGAAAAGCAGUCAGGGUUCUCUCGAUCCAGAAAUUACCCUGCAGUUCCUAAAAUCAGCGAUCUAUUAUUUUCUAACGGAUAAGGAGAAUCAUCACGGUCACUUAAAUGCUAUUGAAAGUAUCCUGGGCUUCACGGACGCAGAGAAACAUAACAUCGAUAAGCUCUAUCGAUCGGCGAGGAAGUAGCGCUUUUUAAAAUUCUUCAAUAUUAAGCAAUAUUAUCGCUGUUGACAAGUGGUGUUACAUUACCAGGUUUAACACCUAAACGAGUUUUAUUUAGUUUAUUGACAAAUCAAAUUUUUAACAUAAACAUUUUAGUAUGUGUGUUUGAGAAAGAUCUGUAUUAACUUAUUUAUUUAUUUCUUGAGGGUAUUUUUAAUUAGUAAAAUGAAAGAA
Molecule: messenger RNA, 2337 nt
Organism: Nylanderia fulva
Lineage: Eukaryota; Metazoa; Arthropoda; Insecta; Hymenoptera; Formicidae
Gene: qtc
Product: GRIP domain-containing protein quick-to-court
Source: RefSeq, a predicted model, not a curated record